UAGCAAUGCUGGCAGAGCUUCUCUAUCUCCAGCCUCCAGCUCAUGCUUCACACACUUUCUCUACACACACAUAUAUACACACACACUCACACACAUACACACACACACACACACACAGAGCUCCUCACCACUACAACCAUCCAGCAGCUCAGAGACAGCAGCAGCAGCAGCAGCUCUGCCAGCCUGAGAUCCUGCAGAGGGAAUUUCUGCAGGACUGACAGCAAGACAGACAGACAGACAGACAAGGGCAGGUGCAAAAGCAGGAGAGCUGAGAGCAGGAGGAGGAGGAGGAAUAGGAGGAGGAGCAGAAUUCUGACCCAGCAGAACGGAGAGCAGAGGAGAGGAGCCGCACACAGCUCCACACAGGAAUUCUAAAACAGCUGUCCGGCAGACGUCCCGCCUGCGAGAAGCGCACCCUCGAGAGCUCAGACUGAAAAAGACUGAGAGAAAGCCACAGAGAGAGAGAAGAGAGAGAGAGAGAAGACUGGACUACUCUACUUCACACUGAAGUCAUCUUUAAUUUGGGACAGUAGAUUUUACAGCAAUCAAGAGGACAAUAUACAUCUAAAGUAAUCUGAAGACGAUAAAUAAACAGGUGACGCUUUCUGUUGUUCAGACCAGAUCAUCCUCUCUAGGAUUGAAGAUUGAGGACAGCUUCUCUGCAGACCUAGAAUCACUAGGUCUUUGAGAAUGUAACUCCGAUCCUUUUCUGAGGAGAACUCAGAUCAGCGUUCAUCGUGCAACACAGGGUCUCAGUGUUCCAAAGCAUUUCCCCUUCCUUUUUUGUCAAGGAUUCACUUUUUUGGGACAGAUAUGCCAGCCAAAACACCCAUCUACCUAAAAUCCAACCACAGCAAGAAAGGGAAGAAAUGUCGCCUCAGAGACAUUCUGUCUCCAGACAUGAUCAGCCCUCCUCUAGGAGACUUCCGCCACACCAUUCACAUUGGGAAAGGGGGUGAGUGUGAUGCUUUCGGCGACAUGUCCUUCCUGCAGGGUAAAUUUGAGCUCCUUCCCGGGAAGGGUGGCAUGAUCCGAGCACCUUACGGCACCCAUGGCGAGUUUAUAAGAGCUAACAGCGCCUCAGAUGCCUCCUUCCCAGAGACUCCUUCACCAAUCCUGAAGAAUGCCAUUUCCCUCCCAACCAUUGGAGGAAGCCAAGCCAUCGCCCUGCCUCUUAUCUCCAGCACCAUCUUUCCCAUGAGCCGAGAUCCUCUGGAUGACCUGGCCGGGCCACCCACUCCUCCUGCCAGCUCAGAAGGAACAGAUGACCUGGAUAUUCUUCAAAUGGAGACACUUCUUCAGUCCAUCACCAUCUUCAGACGUGACCCCAGCCCCGUUCCAGAGGAGAUCAGUGAAAAACCCACAUUCUCAAUCAAUCUUGUGGAGAAACCCACAGCAAAGAAAACACCAAAUCAGAACAAUGUGCACAACGCUAAAAAGGAGAACAUUGAGAAGCCAUUCAUUUCGUUCUUCAUCAAUGGCAACAGCAAUGAAAACAGCAACAGCAAUGGAAUUGGCAGCUACAAAAACAACAGCAGCAGCAGCAGCUUCAGCAACGGCUACAAUCACAGCAAUGAUGACACGAUCUUUCAGUAUGAAAAAAAUCUGAGCAGCUUCAACGGAGACUGGGCGGACAGAGAUAGCGGUGUGGAAGAAGGACGCAUUUGUGACUUUGACUUUGAGCUCUCGAAAAGCAAAAGCGUUUCACAGGAUUCUGUAACCCAGGUCACUGGGUCUCUGCUCUCCCUUGAGCUGGACUUAGGCCCCUCCAUCCUGGAUGAGGUCCUCAAUAUUAUGAGUAAGCCAGAACCGUGAGCAGCGAUACUGAAAGAAGCAGAAAAGCAAAUGUGAGACUUGCCAGUCAGAUCAACACGUGUGGUGUGGUGUGCCAUAUGGGUGUUCUGUGUUGGAAAUGAACUCUGAAUGAAAUGAUCAGACCUUCUAUAUUUCUCUAAGUUUGCUUUUAUCCUCAGCUCAAGCUCGCUUUGCCUUGCUUUUACCCAAUGUUUGUUUCUCUUGUAGUGCAGGACAUGGGAGAUGCAUGCUUUAUCAAAUUAAGGCAAACUACACACCUGCCAUUGUGCCUUUUAUGUUGCUGUUAAAUCAAAUCAAGCAUUAAGACCAUUAAGAUGUUUGGUGUGCUUUAAAUACCAGGUGUAAAUAAAAAAGGUCCAUCUUAGUGUAAACUGUCAGCGUUCAAUAAUGCACAAUGUCAUAAGAUAAUCAAGGUAAUAAGAUUUCUCUAUGAGAUAUAUAUGUACAGCUGUGUGAAUUAUUCCAAAGCUUAGUCUGCAUCACAAAACUCCCUGUACAGAUAUAUUUAUACUGAUUGUUCAUUAACCAUGCUAAAAAAAGCAUCAAAAUAUUUACUUAUGUUUUUACUGUGUGAAGAUAAGGAUUAAAUAAAUGAGGAACUGAAUAAAUCAUUCUUUUUGAUA
Molecule: messenger RNA, 2438 nt
Organism: Astyanax mexicanus (Mexican tetra)
Lineage: Eukaryota; Metazoa; Chordata; Actinopteri; Characiformes; Acestrorhamphidae
Gene: cdc42ep3
Product: CDC42 effector protein (Rho GTPase binding) 3
Exons: 2
Coding region: 814-1815 (333 amino acids)
Source: RefSeq, a predicted model, not a curated record